UUUUUUGCCCGCUGUGUAAAGGAGUCCAAAGCGGGGAAAGAACACCAACUCCCAGACGACACCUGUUUACGUAAUGACGCCCCUCGGCGCUGCUAUCGCCGCUUAUCACCUUCUGUUUGCUAAGAAGCUAUCUACACGGGAAAGUGGGUGUAAUGGACAAACGGGGACACUAACCCGAGUGAAUUAAACGCACCGUGCGAAAUACCACCCCCACUUUAAACACCGCAACAAUGUUUGGCCGGUCACGGAGUUGGGUUGGAGGACAGGGGAAGACGAAAAACAUCCACUCCUUGGACCAUUUGAAGUAUAUGUACCAUGUCCUGACCAAAAACACCACAGUGACAGACCACAACCGAAAUCUUCUCGUGGAGACUAUCCGCUCCAUCACAGAGAUCCUCAUCUGGGGGGACCAGAAUGACAGCUCUGUGUUUGACUUCUUCCUGGAGAAGAACAUGUUUGCCUUCUUCCUGAACAUCCUGCGUCAGAAGUCGGGACGCUACGUGUGUGUCCAGCUCCUCCAGACCCUCAACAUACUGUUUGAGAACAUCAGCCACGAGACUUCCCUUUAUUACCUGUUGUCGAACAACCACGUGAACUCCAUCAUCGUCCACAAGUUUGACUUCUCGGACGAGGAGAUCAUGGCCUACUAUAUCUCCUUCCUUAAGACCCUGUCACUCAAACUCAACAACCAUACCGUGCACUUCUUCUACAAUGAGCACACUAAUGACUUUGCCCUGUACACCGAGGCCAUUAAGUUUUUCAACCACCCUGAAAGCAUGGUCCGCAUCGCAGUCCGCACCAUCACACUCAACGUCUACAAAGUUUCAUUGGACAACCAACACAUGCUGCACUACAUACGAGAUAAGACAGCAGUCCCAUAUUUCAGCAACUUGGUCUGGUUUAUUGGGAGCCAUGUUAUCGAACUGGACAAGUGUGUGCAGACAGAUGAAGAACAUAAGAACAGAGGGAAAUUAAGUGACCUGGUAGCAGAGCACCUUGACCAUCUCCAUUACCUGAACGACAUCCUCAUAAUCAACUGUGAAUUCCUUAAUGAUGUUUUGACUGACCACCUCCUCAACCGUUUGUUCCUGCCCCUCUAUGUCUACUCUCUGGUUAGCCCCGAGACGUCUGAAGACCGAAAGAUCAACCCUCAGGUCUCCCUCUACCUGCUGUCGCAAGUUUUUCUGAUCAUCCACUAUCAGCCAAUGGUCAACGCCCUGGCCAAUGUUAUUCUCAACGGAGACCUGUCUGUCUUCAGCGCUCAGACCGAUAAACACAGCACACACAAGAACACGGCCAGUGCAGGAGGGGUGCGUCGCUUCACUAAACCCCCUGAGUCUCUGGAACGCUCUCUGGAGCUGUCGCGCCACCGUGGCCGCAAGAGAACUCAAAAGAGGCCAAACUACAAGAACCUGGGCGAGGAGGAGGAUGACGAAAGGGCUGGGGGAGGGGGAGGAGGCAGCGGAGUAGGAGGAGGAGAGGAGGGCUGGGACGACGAUGGAGGCAGAGGAGGCGAGAGGGAGGGAGGCCGAGAGAGGGAGAAGGGAAAAGGUACAGAGGGAUUAGGAGGAGGAGGAGGUGGGAGUUCUAAGGGAAGCAGAGCGAGUGGGGAGACGGCGGAAGAGAUAGAGAUGGUGGUGAUGGAGAAGUGCAAGGUGUCAGAGCUGACGGAGCAGAACAUCACUGAUGAAGAGAAGACUGCUGCAGCCACCCGCACACACACACAGAGGAGCAGGCCAUUCUUAGACAUGGUGUACAGUGCCCUUGACUGCACCAUCGAUGACUACCACGCCUUGUUUGUCCUUUGUCUGCUUUACGCCGUCUCACACAGCAAAGGUAUAAACCGAGAUCUUCUGGAGCGUCUGCAGUUGCCAGUUCCUGAUCAGGAGAGGAGCUCCUACAGCCUGGUGCUGGCUGAGAGAUUGAUCAGAGUUAUGAGCCAGGCAGCACAGCCAGAUGGCAAAGUGCGUCUAGCGACCCUGGAGCUGAGCUGCCUUUUGUUGAAGCAGUCUGUGCUGUCUGGAAACAGCUGUAUAAUCAAAGACGUUCAUCUGGCCUGCAUGGAGGGUGCAAGAGAAGAAAGUCUCCAUUUACUGCGGGGGUUCUACAAGGGCGAGGAGAUCUUUCUGGACAUGUUUGAAGACGAAUACAGGAGCAUGACGAGUAAACCGCUGAAUGUGGAGUAUCUAAUGAUGGAUGCCUCAGUGCUGCUGCCACCCACCGGGACCCCUCUGACAGGCAUCGACUUCGUCAAGAGACUCCCCUGUGGAGAUGUGGAGAAGACACGCAGGGCAAUCCGUGUGUUCUUCAUGUUGCGGUCCUUAUCGCUCCAGCUUCAGGGAGAACCUGAGACACAGCUGCCUCUGACCAGACCUGAAGACCUUAUCAAGACAGAUGAUGUCUUAGACCUCAAUAACAGUGACCUCAUAGCCUGCAUGGUGGUCAGUAAAGACGGCGGCCAGGCCCAGAGGUUCCUCGCUGUAGAUGUGUACCAGAUGAGUCUGGUCGAACCAGAAACCAAACGCCUCGGAUGGGGUGUAGUCAAGUUCGCCGGCCUUCUCCAAGACAUGCAGGUGUCUGGCGUUGAGGACGACAGCAGAGCAUUGAACAUCGUCAUCCAUAAGCCCAGCUCAAACCCCCACGCCAAGCCCCUGCCCAUCCUGCAAGCCAACUUCAUCUUUGCUGACCAUAUCCGCUGCAUCAUCGCCAAGCAGCGGCUGGCCAAGGGUCGCAUCCAGGCCAGACGCAUGAAGAUGCAGAGGAUUGCAGCUCUUUUGGACCUGCCUGUGCAGCCCAGUGCGACAGAGGUGUUGGGUUUCGGCCAGACGGCCAACGCUUCACCCAGCGGCCUGCCUUUCAGAUUCUACGAGCAAUCGAGAAGGGCGCCCAAUGACCCCACAGCAAACCGAUCGGUCUUCACCUCCGUUGAUAAAGUACCAGGUUUCGCAGUGGCUCACUGUGUGUCACAGCACAGUCCCUCGCCACUUUCCUCCCCUUCACCUCCCUCCAGUGGGAGUGGGAGCACAGGAAGAUGUGACUCUGUUACUGCGAGCACUAUAUCAGCUCAGAGCCCCACAGAUGAUGGUACAUUUUUGGAGCACACCCCGCCCUCCUCCUCGGGCGGAGAAGGGGAAGGAGGAAGUGGAGAAGUAAACCUAGUCUCCUCUACUCUAUCGGCCUCAGUCACUGCUCCAGCCCUGGCUCCAAGCCUCACCCCAGCAUCCCAGCCCACCAUCUCCCUCCUCACCGACAACAACGCAGAUACCCUGAGCGUGGAGUCGCUCACACUGCUGCCCCCCGCCGACUCGCCGCACCUGCACCCCUGCGCCAGCCACGUUCCCGUGACGCACACACUCCAGAGACCGGACACAUCCAUUGCAGAAGAGGAGGAGGAUGAAGAGAAAGAGGGGGAUAGGAAAGAAGAUGAGGAGCUGCAAGAUGAAGAAGGGUCGCCGACGGAUGAGACGGAGACGGAUGCAACAUUAAAAGAGGAAACUACGACGACAGAGUUGGUCACGCCCACUGAUGAGGUGCCAGAGGAGCCGGAAGGUGAAGACGCACCUUUAGAGGAGAAUAGAGACCAAGAGCUGCAAGAAGAGGACUCGACGGCUACAGAGUAUGCAGAGACACGCGCUGAUACACCAGACUCACCUGAGUUGGAUUAAUCAACACACACACACACAAACACAAACACAUUCAUGCACUUAAACUCGCCUCUCUCACACACAUGCUCGCACACACAGCGACAGGGUGAUAGUUAAACUAUCCAGCUUGACUGCAGUACGUUUUCUUGUUGCGACCUGCAGGUAGUGUGACGUGAAUAGUUCAAGGGGCUUUUGGAGGCAUCUCAGCAUUUGUGUUUGCACAUGAAGAAAGACUCUUUUUAUCCGCACAGACAGAGGACGAGACACACACUGGUCCAACUCGAGGAAGGCUUUAAAGCACAUUUGGGUUUUCUGUGAGCUCGAGUGUGUCCCGUCGUGUUUUUAGCAAGCGUGUGUAGAGGCGCGCAACCAGCAACGUUUUAUACUCAUUCUGUCUGUCAGCUCAAAGACACACACACACACACACACACCACAUGUUGCUGCUGUGAGCUGUUUAUUCACUCUAUUUUUGUCUCACGUUCAUGUUACACUUCACUACUUAAGUUUUGUGGUGGUGGUCACUUCCAUGCUUGGCCUUUAACCACUCGCAUAUCAGAGUCCGUUAGCAGUUACUACCAACUACUGUCUGUGUGUGUGUGUGUGUGUGUGUGUGUGUGUGUGUGUGUGUGUGUGUGUGUGUGUGUGUGUGUGUGUGUGUGUGCUCAGAUGAUUCAGCUACCACGGGUGUGUUUGUUCUACAGUUUGUUUAGUUCUUGCUCAUUCUUCUGUCAAGAGAGGAUCCAUUUGUUUCCAAUUCAGUAAUCUGUGUCUACAAAAGAAAAUGUCUGAAAUAAUCUGCAGGUCUCACACUGUAAACGUUCACUGAUGUCAAAGUGUUGCCCUAGCUCACACCUAAUCAGUAAAAAAAAAAAACAUUUGGAUGUGAUUCAAAUUGAGGUGUGUGUGAAAGAUAUUUGGUUUCCAUCAUUAACGUUGAUCUCUUGAGCUGACGCGUCGGUUUAGGACGGGUGACUUGAACGCAGCGUAACAAAGCAGAGACGCAACAGUGAUCAACAAAUCUUUGACCUCGUUGGUUUGGCUUUUACUUUAAUUUCCAUUCCAGAUAAACUUCCUUCCCAAACACAUUCUGUAGUUGAUAACCUGCAGGGAUUAGAUCAUGUGUUGAUUCAGAGGUGACUCGCCAGCAAACCGGACUGACCGCGCCAUGACAACACUGGGUUGAAUGUAUCUGCUGGUUGCCCCUCAGGCACUGACCUGAGCUCAGUUUUUAGCCUCCUUGUAUUUGGAAAUGGCUUCGAAACGAUAAGUGCUCUCACUGGCUGCUGGGAGCAUCCUUUUUGUAAUUUGAUAAACAGGAUGUGGAGAACGAUCCUUCCCUUUUUUUUCCAACCCAUAAAAUCCCCAUUUUCUGCAGGAAAAGUAGGAGUAUAAUGCGGUUAAUUCCCAAAAGAAUCCCGAAAAUGGGGUGUAUGGAUCGGACGCACAGCCGCAUUUAAAAGCCCAGUAACACUGAUCAGAGGUCAGUGUCAAGGGGCAAACCCCCCCUCCUCCUUUAAUCAGCUGAAUAAAGCUUUACUACUGCAAUAAUGUUAAGAGCUAACCAAUGAGGGGAGAGAUGAAUGUAAAGGACAACUUGUCUCUCCAAACAGUGGUGUGAUUUGAUCGAUUUGAAUGGGAUUAGUGUGUUUUAUUUGUAACUAACAAAGCACAGUCACAGAUUCUUCUCCUGACCGCCUCGUCCUUUUUAAUCCUUUUAUUUACCCCUCCUCGCUCUCUUCUGUUUCCCGCCUUUGCUUUCCAGCUCUCGUCCUCCUCUUCUGUGCCAUUGUCAUACAGCUAAAGUCUUAACGCUCGAUCAUUCUUAAUUUUUAACUCUGUACAGUCAUCAACAAGUUUAUAAAGGAGAAAUUCAGAGCAAUACUCUUUUUUUGAGUCUAGUCUCUUAGUAUUUCCGUCUUGCUACUGUAAAUACAAUGGAUGAUAGUGAUGAUGAUGAUGAUGAUCACUGACGUGCUGAAGAGGCUUGGCAGAAUUGUGGAGCGGCUACCAAUGGUUCAAAGGAACCAUUGGCAACCUCUGUCCAAACACGCCAUGACAAGUUUCCAUUAUUUAGUCUCUGAUUGUAGUGUGUGUGUAUGUAAUAUGUUUGUAUGCUCUGUAAAUGCUUUUGGCUUUUGAACCUGUAAUUAUUGUUAAUGAACUGAAACAGAGGAAUAAAUAAAGAACUGCAAUAAAUUAUUCUACUUAACAACAGUGA
This is a messenger RNA of Larimichthys crocea (large yellow croaker), 5862 nucleotides long. RefSeq names its product C-type lectin domain containing 16A (gene clec16a). Lineage: Eukaryota; Metazoa; Chordata; Actinopteri; Sciaenidae. The transcript is spliced from 24 exons. Gene Ontology annotation, cellular component: late endosome; Golgi apparatus. Gene Ontology annotation, biological process: regulation of autophagosome maturation; vacuolar transport; endosomal transport. The record is from RefSeq and is a predicted model, not a curated record. The coding region runs from base 231 to 3665 and encodes 1144 amino acids.